Molecule: messenger RNA, 1420 nt
Organism: Sorghum bicolor (sorghum)
Lineage: Eukaryota; Viridiplantae; Streptophyta; Magnoliopsida; Poales; Poaceae
Product: peroxygenase
Exons: 6
Coding region: 452-1150 (232 amino acids)
Molecular function (GO): monooxygenase activity; calcium ion binding
Source: RefSeq, a predicted model, not a curated record
GCGAAGAAUACGUUGCCCUGCACCAGUGCACCUACCGGUCCAGCACGAACUGCUCGUUCACUCGAUCAUCAGUGUAGGGACCCGCGCCAUCACUUCGAACGCCGUUUCUAUACUCCGAAACUGCGCGUGCGUUGUACUUGUGCAAGUUUGUGUUUCGCGAUCAAUGCUUGGCGCUGCUGCCCACCACGUGUAGUUCGCGCGCCCUGUGCGGCAGCUGCCGGGUGGACGGCGCACCCUGCCGCCCCAUGCUUCUCGGCGUCGUGGUCGUGGCCGACGGCUUUAAAGCAGAGAGAGCCGUCUCGGCACCUUUCUCCAGCUCCCCAAAGGUAUCGCUGGCUCCGGCUCCCGACCCUUCCUGCGUCGUCUCCCUGCUUGUCGCUGCACUUCUCCAAAACCCCGGUUCCUUGCUGGUUUGGUCUGCGGAACUCGCGAGCUCCAAGCGCUAGCGAGCAUGGCGUCGCCGUCGUCGUCGCUGGAGACGGAGGCACCCAGGGCUCCCGUGACGAGGGAGCGGAAGCUCAACACCGACCUGCAGGAGCAGCUUCCCAAGCCAUAUCUCGCGAGGGCUAUGGUGGCGGUGGACGCGGACCAUCCGAACGGGACCGAGGGGCGCGACCCCCGCGGCAUGAGCGUGCUUCAGCAGCACGUGGCCUUCUUCGACCGCAACGGCGACGGCAUCGUCUACCCCUGGGAGACUUUCAAAGGCAUGCGAGCAAUAGGGUGUGGGUUCUUUACAUCCCUCGUUGUCGGGUUCCUCAUCAACCUCGUCAUGAGUUAUCCCACUCAGCCGGGAUGGUUACCCUCCCUUUUGCUCUCCAUCCAUAUAAGGAACAUUCAUAAGGCCAAGCACGGUAGUGAUUCUGAAACGUAUGACACUGAAGGGAGGUUUGACCCAUCAAAAUUCGAUGCUAUAUUUAGCAAGUAUGGCCGUACUCAUCCAGAUGCGUUGACAAAAGACGAGAUAAACUUGAUGCUUAAGGCAAACCGCAAUAUAUAUGAUUUCCUUGGCUGGAUUGCUGCUAUUGCCGAAUGGCAUUUACUCUACAGCGUGGCAAAGGACAAAGAUGACCUGUUACAGCGAGAAAUUGUCCGGGGCGUGUUCGAUGCGAGUCUAUUUGAGCGACUGCAAAACAGCAAAAAAUCCUCUUGAUGAAUGGGCCAGGAGUUGUCCACCUCAAAGAAGAUUGACAGAAGAAAAAAUUAGCAUGUUAUACUUGUCCUGCGUGAUUUCUUAAAAAGAGUAAUUUGAGUCACCUUCAAAUAAGAAAUGGUUCUAUAUUAUAGUACAUACAUUAUUAUAGUGCAACAUGGUCAUCCUUAUGUAUUUGUGUUAUGUUAUAUGUGAUUAUUCAAGAGUCAAGAUCUUCUCAUGUUGACAUCAUGUCUAGUAAACUUCUCUGUAAUCUUUUUUUUUUCUGAA